AUGUAUUCGAAAUAAAAGAAUCAAAAGGGAAAGCCUGAGUGGGUCUCAUCAUUUGCAGAUUAGGACCGUUACAAGCUAUCCUAGGCUGAAUUGAUGUAAAAGAAAAUUAGUUUAAUGUCGAAACAUCGUAUGGAAGCCAAAGAUUAGUGGUAAUAAGUAUAGGAAAAGUUGAAAAAUAAUGUUAUGGAUGAUGAUACCUAAAAAAUCUAUCUUACAGCUUUGCAUUCUAAGGGUUUAAAUAACUCAACUUCAAAAAGAAGGAAUUUAACAUAAAUGAUUGAAUGGGAAAAAUCAGAGAGAGCCCAUUCUUAAAGUUAAUUCAAACCAGAUAUUCUUGAAUAAGCUAAGAUGUUACUAUUAGAAAGUGAAAGAGGACAGCAAAACUAAGAUCCAAACUUUCUUAGUAAAAUCAAACAAGACCUAGAAGAGACAAAAUCAUUUGUUGCAAAAGCUUAAAGACUGAAGAAACCAGAAAAAAUAUUAAAAGCAGAAUAGGAAAAAUCGAUUGAUAAGGGCAAAUAAGAAACAAAAAAAUCAAUUACCAAAUAAAAUUAGGUUGCCGAAGGAAAAUGCUAGACCUAAGAGAAUUAUGGGUUUAAUGGCAUGAAAAACUUGGAUAAUGUUAUUUCAUUUUUAGAAAAUACUUUGCAUUCAUAGGAAGUUUAGAUUUCAUCAUUGAAAGAAGAGAACCCUUUUCGUAAUGCAGCUUUGACUGAUACAAAGACAGUUUACUCUGAGAUUCCUAAUUUUUCUGUUAAUAAUACCUAAAACAAAUUUUAUUAAAAAGAGGAGAAUUGCUUUGCUUAAUAAAAUAUUGAAAAUAUGAAUUAAGAAGUGAAAGAAUAAAAUGUGUAAUAUUAAAAUAAAGAGAAUGAUUUUACGAAUUCUAGGAUUCAAAAGGAUGAUUUUAGCAAUUUAAAUCAAUCCGAGAUUCCUAAAAAUGACAUACCUAAAUAUGAGUAAUUCAAAAAAGACAUAAUGAAAAUAGAAGAAUAGCAACCUACUCAUUUUGUGUAGCAACGUUUGAAUUUUGAUAAGGUGUGCUUUACUACAAAAAAUGAAUUAUCUUUUGAUGAUAAUAUUGAUUAAUUAAGAUAAUUGCUUGAAUAAACAAGGCAAGAAUUAAAUUAGAUGAACUUGUAAGACUCUACUAUUAUGGAAUAUAAUAAUAGUCAAAGAGAGAUCAAUGUUUAAUUAAAUUAAACUGAACCCUUGCAGCAAAAGCAUAUCAAUUAUUAAAAGAUCCAUAGAAAGUACAAGAAUUGUGAUACUUUUGACAUUAAUGACCAUUUAAUGUGA
Molecule: messenger RNA, 1299 nt
Organism: Paramecium tetraurelia
Lineage: Eukaryota; Ciliophora; Oligohymenophorea; Peniculida; Parameciidae
Exons: 3
Source: RefSeq, a predicted model, not a curated record